This is a messenger RNA of Octopus sinensis (East Asian common octopus), 1800 nucleotides long. RefSeq lists its product as uncharacterized. The transcript has 6 exons. The coding region runs from base 1014 to 1739 and encodes 241 amino acids. The record is from RefSeq and is a predicted model, not a curated record. NCBI's taxonomy places the organism in Eukaryota, Metazoa, Mollusca, Cephalopoda, Octopoda, Octopodidae.
ACACACAUACAUAUGUAUGCCUGUAUGUGAGUUGUAGUAGGGUCUCAGAAAGAAGAGAAAGUGGUGACGCUCAGGUAAUCUGCCACCGUUUCAAGACACGUUGUAAGAGAACGUCACAAAACCAUUUGAAAACCACUUUGUAUCCUCUCACUCUACUAAAAAAAAAGGGUUCAGCUCUGGAGUGUCUUGAAUUCAUUUAUUAAUUUAAGAUACGCCUGAACUGAAAGAAGAAAAAGGAAGAAAAGAGACCGUAGUUGGUUUUGUUGCCUCCAAAUAUGAGACCGCGAACAUGCCGUCGUUACUGCACCUAUGGGAUCAUCAUAUUUGUUGGCUACCUAAUAAUGCAAGGAUUUAUCAAGGUGAACAAGGAACUGAAAUCUGAUACAGAUGAAAAUGACAUAAUUAUUAGUAGAUCAGACAACUUUGAGAAAGAAAGCGAUAAAGAAAUCCUGAAAGCAAAACAGGACAAAAAACCAGACAAGCAUUCAGACACUUCUAGAGAUCAAAUGUCGGAGGACAUACACGACCAGUUUUUACAUAAAGCUGAAGAAGCGAUCGAGGCUAAGGAAAAAGCUCUGAAAUUAGAACAUGAGCUCAGAGAAGAGGAAGAACGACGGCACAAAUUGGAGUUGAAACUUCAAGAAGAACUGCUCCGCAAGGAAGAAGAAAAGAGAGUAAAAAAAACUAGAGGAAGAACAAGCAAGAAGGUUAGCUGAAAAGAAGAAAGAGGAGGAGCUGCGAGAAGAACUGUCACGACUUCAUAAAGAAUUGGAGAAGAAUACGCACACAGUCGGCCCUAGAGAACAAGUACCUCACCAUCCAGAUGAAGACCACCACUCAGACGAACAUUACAAAUAUUUGUAUAUCAUAAAGGCAAAGAAGCGUCGCCAGUUCACGGACGUCAUUUUGCCAUAAAGGCCACCCAAAUUGAGCACGAGAUAGAGGAACAGGUAGAGAAGCACAUAGAACAUUUACCUGAACAGCGGUUCCCUACAAUCGUGACGGCAGCAACAAUGAAAAAUUUUCGUGACGUAGAAAAGCUUAUUGAUUCAGUACAAUAUUUCCUGCCGGACAAGAAAAUAGUGGUCUUCCAUAUUGACCUUGAUGACAAGGAGGUGAACGAGUUACAAUCAGCUUGUAACGUAGAAACACGAAUCUUUUGGAAGUGGAUGUUUCCAUCUCACGUCUACAAUGCUUCUGAUAUGUCUUGGAAACCCGUUGUCAUACAGAUGGCCUUGGCAGAAUUUGGCCUCGUUAUGUGGAUUGACCCAACAGCAAGGCUGGUAAGCAGUCACUUCGAACCUUUACUGACCGAUGCUGAACAGUCGGGUUUUGUAGUCUUAUCUACCCGGAAGCAGUAUUCUACGUUUUCUGUGACACACCCCAAUAUGUACUCCUAUAUUCCAACGGAUAUGACGAAGCUUAUGGAAUCUAGUCAUCUGAAUAUGAGGGUCCUUAUUAUUCACAACACGCACGAAAUUCAGGAAAAUCUUUUCAAAUGGCUUAUAUUGUGUUCGUUGGAGAAAGAGUGUUUAGCACCGACGGGAUCUCGGCAACAAUGCGAGUUCCCAAUGAAGAAAGACACUUACGCCAACUGCCAUUAUUACGAGGAAUCAGCCUUCAACAUCCUCUUAAAGAACUAUUUCUCUUUCCGUCUCGAAUCCUUUAAUCAUGAAGAUUCUUUUACAAUGAACUCUGCUGAUUGGAAAGGUCAAAUAAAUAUUAGACGAUGUCAAUAGGAAAAAUAAAACAAGCAAUAAACUAAUUUAUAUAUAAAAAAAAGACAUGAAUUUGAUUUAA